AUGAUAGAACAAAUUAUGAGCAAGUUCAAAGAUGUCUUCAGUGAAGAAUUUGGUGCUCUCAAAGACAUUAAGGCAAAGAUUACCCUUAAAUCUGAUGCUAAACCCAAGUUUUGCAAGGCAAGACCAGUCCCACAUUCUCUGAAACCUGUUGUGGAUAAGGAGCUAGACAGACUUAUACAGUUAGGAAUAUUGACACCAGUAAAAUACAGCGAGUGGGCCACACCCAUUGUCGUUGUGCCUAAGCGGGAUGGAACAGUCCGAAUAUGUGGGGAUUUCAAGGUAACCCUGAAUCCAAACAUUGAAAUUGAUCAAUAUCCGCUUCCCAGAGUGGAUGACAUUUUUUCUUCAUUAACUGGAGGACACCAUUUUACCAAGAUUGACCUGAAAAAUGCUUACCUACAGAUGGAAGUGGAAGAGGAUCAACGGAAACUGCUUACUAUUAACACACACAAGGGUUUAUUUCAGUUCAAUAAACUCAUGUUUGGUGUAGCUUCAGCCCCGGCAGUGUGGCAAAGAGCAAUGGAUCAGGUGUUACAGGGAAUCCUGAGAGUCCACUGCAUGAUUGAUGACAUGAUCAUCACAGGAUGUACUCGUGAAAAUCACAUUGAAAACCUUGAAAAAGUCUUGAGCAGACUACAAGCGUUCAAUUUGAAAGCCAACAUUAAGAAAUGCGAUAUUUUCAAGGAAAGCAUCAAAUUCUGUGGGCACAAGAUUGACAGAUGCGGACUUCACAAAACAGAGGAAAAAGUGAGGGCAGUUGUCAACACAAACUAUCCGUCCAGCGUGACAGAAUUCCUAGGGCUGGUGAACUACUGUGGCAAAUUCAUGCCCAACUUGUCUACCAUUCUGAGACCCCUACACCAUUUGCUAGAAAAAAAUUCUGCAUGGCAAUGGACCAAGGAAUAUCAUAAACCCCUUGUGUCUAUUUUCCACCCACAAAAGGGAGUACCACUUACCACAGCCUCUCGAUUGCAGCGUUACGCUUUGUUCUUGUCGGGAUUGGACUACUCCAUAGAAUACCGCAACACAACCCAGCAUGGAAAUGCAGACGGACUUUCACGCAUGCCAUUACCUUUGACUGGCGAUGGUGAGGAUGAAGAGCCUGAAUUCCUCGAUUCUGCAUGUGUAUUCCAUAUUGCGCAACUGGAAGCUCUACCAGUGUCAGCAAAUGAAGUGAAGCGACGCACAGCUCAUGAUCCAGUGUUAGCACGCGUGUAUGAAGCAACCAUGCGUGGCUGGAACGACUCAACUGGCCAGGAUCUUCAACACUAUUUUUCACGCAGAAAUGAGAUAACAGGACAUUCUCUAAAACAGGACAUUCUCCUCGUGAUUCAUGAAGGACAUUUGGGAGUGGUAAAGAUGAAGAGUUUGGCCAGAAGCCAUGUAUGGUGGCCAGGCAUCGAUGCAGAGAUAUAA
Molecule: messenger RNA, 1416 nt
Organism: Ostrea edulis (European flat oyster)
Lineage: Eukaryota; Metazoa; Mollusca; Bivalvia; Ostreida; Ostreidae
Exons: 2
Coding region: 1-1416 (471 amino acids)
Source: RefSeq, a predicted model, not a curated record